Messenger RNA from Bathycoccus prasinos, 1329 nucleotides. RefSeq names its product fucosyltransferase. The record is from RefSeq and is a predicted model, not a curated record. NCBI's taxonomy places the organism in Eukaryota, Viridiplantae, Chlorophyta, Mamiellophyceae, Mamiellales, Bathycoccaceae. The transcript has a single exon. The coding region runs from base 1 to 1329 and encodes 442 amino acids.
AUGGUUCAGCAUGUUGGGAGCGUGACUAUUCAAGGUAGAAUCAAAAGAAGAAACCUGUAUUUGAUAACUUUAGUUUUAUCCUUGUUCCUUUACAUCAAAGUUAGACAUACUGAUGACCGAUGUUCAGAGAAAAAGGCCUAUGCACAAAUUAUCGCGACUGGAGGUAUUAAUAAUCAGAUAAUAUCAGCUGUAAACGCACUGUUGCUAGUGAAGUACCUGAAUAUCACCGUUCUAUUGCCCCUCUUUUCUGUCCAAACCGGUUCGAAGUAUGCAACCAUUUCUCUCACAGAAUACUUCGAUGAAAAACACUUCAAUGUAGUUCUGAAAGAACUUGGAAUAUCGUUAUCAGUAAGGCCCCCCUCAAAUUGCAAGGAGAAAACUGUGCUCCAAAAGAGCUCAGGACGAAAAUUUAAAGAGAUUAUUACUGACUUGAGCGCUAUGCGUUCGAACAAUGCUAACUGCCAACUGAUUGAAAUAGAAAAUCAGUGGGGGAUACGCGAGUUGGAUCAGGACUUCAACGGUUAUAUGAAGCUAUUUGAAGCCUUUAAAGUUCGAUCUAGUUUGUACAAAAUUUAUGAAAAUUAUAAGAAGGAACUCAUUGCACAUCCUUUUAUUGCAAUUCAUGCUAGGGUAGAGAAAUCAUGGCCGACACUAUAUUUCAAUUCACACGAAGAUAUUGGUAUUAAAGAUGAAAUUGCCGGUAUGGUCUCGCAUUUGAAGAAGAUUAACAUGAAAGGGGUUCGAAAUAUUUUCAUUUUAUCUGGGAGGGACUGUGUGGCUGAAAUUUUCGAUCCUCUCCGAUCAGCAGGUUAUGUGUUGCAGUGUUUGGACUCCAGAACCGCAACUUUUAAUCACACUGGAGAAGUUGGACGCGAAUCAUAUCAAAAGGCCCUUGUGGAUAGUUUAAUAGCGUUUGAUGCGGAUUAUUUUAUUGGUAGGUAUGCAUCAUCUGCUUCAUAUUUACUAAAGAUCAAGAGGAGGGAGAAAAAUGUGAGUAUGUAUUGUGCAAAUAGUGGGUUUAUGUGCAGUGACUGCGGGCGCACCUGUCUUAAGCACCGAGGUGUUAAGAGACAUUACAAGUCUAUUAGAGACAUGGAGAACUGUUUUUUUAUGCCUGGUUGUGGCACUGAAAUAUGUCGUGAUAGGGUAGACAAUAGUCAAAAAUACACAUGUCAGAAAGAAAAUCUAAGCAAAAAGACCUCAAUAUCACGUUCGUGUAGGAUUAACCAACAUUAUUUGAUUCAGAAUGAAGGGGGCUUCAAACAUUGGUAUACGCAAUGUAAAGCAGGAAGAAACGAAUGUGGUGAUGCACUUUUGAGAAAUUGUUAA